ACGAAGUUCUUUCAUUUUCUUCUUCUUGACUUUUCAAAUUCGAGGAGCUGCUGUUGUUGGUGGUGGUGGUGGAAUUUUUUCUUCCUCCUCCAAAAUCCUCUCACUGUUUCUUCGAUCUUCCUCUACAACUUUGUGCUGUUCAGAGGACAAGAUUUGCCCAAUUUUGCUCGCCAAUUUUGUUAAGGCUGCUGCCGGUAAAGAUGAUUUUGUAAGGAGGACAGCAAUCUAUACAUAAUCUGUCGUAUUGUGUGUUCCUGCGAGUCUGCGAUUUGAAGUCUUGGCUAAUUGAGAAAGCUAUUUGGAGGACAGAAAUGGUUGUUGAUCUUUAUCAAUGGAACGCUGCUGUAAGAGCCAAGGAAUUGGCUGAGAAGAAAAUGAACAGCAAGGAUUAUGUGGGAGCUCGAACAAUGCUCGUUGAAGCGCAAAAGCUAUACCCAGAUGUAGAAAAUGUUACUCAAAUGCUAACUGUAUGCCAAGUACACUGUUCUGCUGAACGCAAAAAAGAACUUGGUUCAGACCUAGACUGGUAUGCCAUCCUUCAGAUUGAGCAAACUGCUGACGAAGUAUCCAUUAAGAAGAAGUUCAGAAAUCUAGCCCUCCAACUUCAUCCUGAUAAGAACAAGUUUCCUGGUGCAGAAGCUGCCUUUAAAUUCAUCAAGGAUGCAGAGAGGAUUCUUUGUGACAAGUCAAAACGGUCACAAUUUGAUAUGAAGCGUGACGUUAUGCAACAUAGGCAGUCUCAGAAUCAGCCAAGUAUGAAUGACCAUCCGAGCCAACAUUCUGUGAGUACCGAUUUUUCAUCACUAUUCAAGAGGAUGGAGACUCACCUGCAAAAACAGCAGCAGGCUAAUGGUCAACAGACAUUCUGGACUCAAUGCCCUUCUUGUAGGAUAAGGUACCAGUAUUACACAGACGCUAUGAACAGAGUUCUUCGCUGUCAACACUGUAGUAAAACUUUUAUUGCUUUGAAUAACCAAGGGAUGCCUUAUGGAGUUAACAGUAGGCCAGUGCCCCCAAAGGCAGAUGCCCCGACUCAGGCUGAUCAGAAGAUACAGGGAAAUCGUGGCAAUGUGACACCAGUAUCUCAGGCACCCACGGUGUCAGGAAGGGCGCCUAAACCCAAAGCAGAAGAAGAUGUGAAUGUCCAUGUGGAAGUGGAAGUGAAAGAAAAAAGUGUACCCGCUGAACCUACACCUCCGGGUACCAAGAACAGGAAAAGAGGACGAAACUCUGUCACGGAAAAGGAAACAGAAAGUCUUGAAACUGAAAGCAGCUGCGACAUGGAAGAAGAUUGUGACCACGAAGCUGGACAGAAUUCUGGACUCAACAGUGGUCGUGAUACUCGCAGAUCAUCUUGGCGAAAACAUGAUGUUAGUUACAAAGAGAACUUGGGUGAUGAAGACGAUACUGCUAGCAGAUCAAGACGAAAGACUACUAAAAUCAGUAAGCCAGUGGAUAAGGUGAAGAAAGAUAAAAGAAAAGUCCUUGAAGAAAGUACACCAGAUGGAAUUGCGGAGAACUGCAAGAAUAAUGGAGAAGAAGUAGCUGAAGAUGAUGGGAACUCUGAAGGACCUGAACCGGUGGUUGCUGAAGUUGUUUAUCCAGAUUUUUAUAGCUUUGACAGGGAUAGAACUGAAGAAUGCUUUGCACUUGAUCAGAUAUGGGCCAUUUUUGACAGUUUAGAUGGUAUGCCCAGAUUCUAUGCUAGGAUCAAUAAAGUGUACUCGCCUUUCAAGGUGGAGCUCACAUGGUUGGAGUUUGUUGCUGAUGACCCGGAUCAGACUGCUUGGAAGACAGACGGGUUACCGUUUGCUUGUGGGAAAUUCAAACUCGAGAAGACUGAUACAGUUAAAGAGAUAGGUACAUUCUCCCAUAAGAUGGUCUGUGAAAAAGGUGUUCAGGAUACUUACAAGAUCUAUCCACGAAAAUGGGAAACUUGGGCCCUUUACAAGAACUGGAACAUUAAAUGGAGCUCUGACAGGGACUACCACAGAGAGUAUGAGUAUGAAUUUGUUGUGGUCCUGUCAGAUUACGUCAACAAAUCAGGCAUUUUGGUAUCCCAAUUGGUUAAGUUAAAAGGUUUUGUAUGCUCGUUUAAGGCAACCGAAACCAAUGGCAUGUAUACGUUUCAGAUACCAUCUAAUGAAAUGUUGAAAUUCUCUCACAGGGUUCCUUCGGUUAGAACAAAUGGUUAUUUUGAACUUGAUCCUGCUUCCCUUUCCAGUAACCUUGAAGAAGUAUCUGAUUUCAUUGAUGGGGAAGCUGAAAUUCUUGGUGGUAGAAAGCAUCGCUCCUUAAAAUCUAUAUUAAAGAAGAAGCCUCAUGAAGAAAAUGUCGAGGAAUCCAAAAAUUUGAGUACUUCAGAUGGUGUGACAGCAAAAGAUGAAAUUCUUGGUGGUAAAAAGCAGCGUUCCUUAAAAUCUAUAUUUGAGGAGAAGCCUCAUGCGCCGAAGAAUGUAAAUGAAGAAAAUGUCGAGGAAUCCAAGAAUUUGAGUACUUCAGAUGGUGUGACAGCAAAAGAUGAAAUUCUUGGUGGUACAAAGCAGCGUUCCUUAAAAUCUAUAUUUGAGGAGAAGCCUCAUGCGCCGAAGAAUGUAAAGAAAAUGUCGGGAAAUCUAAGACUUUAAGUACUCCAGAGGGUGUAACAGCAAAGGCAGAGAGAGUUUCUGAGCAAAUUGCUUCUUCACCUUCUUCAUUUAUAGACCCUUAUCAACUACCAAAGUCGGUUUUUCAUUCCUUUGAAGAUGACAAAAGUGAAGUUAAAUUCCAAGCUGGCCAGGUGUGGGCUUUGUAUUGUGAGUUGGAUGGUUUGCCGAAGUACUAUGGUCUGAUCAAAAAGGUUGAAUCAAUCCCGAAGUUUAAAGUGAACAUACAAUGGCUUGAAGCUUGCACCCCACCAAAGGGUAUGCUCAAGUGGCUUGAGAAUAAUAUGCCUUUAUGCUGUGGAGUUUUUUCUAGUGGUGACGAAACGGAGUUCGAUGAUACUGCUUUUUUCUCACAUCUUUUAAAAGCAGAAGUUGUGAAGGGAAACUAAGUUGUGAAGGAAAACACGUAUGAGGUCUAUCCAAAGAAAGGGGAGGUGUGGGCGAUUUAUAGGAAUUUUAGUUCAGAAUGGUCUUCUUCUGACCUCCAAACAUGUGAGUAUGACAUAGGCAAAGUUGUAAAUGUAGACGGUACAAUCAAGGUGUUGGUUUUGGAGAAGGUUUCUGAUUACAAGACAAUUUUCAAGGUUCAGAGAAGAGCAGGCCAUGAUUCCGUAUUUGAAAUACCACACGAUGAAUUGCUUAGAUUCUCUCAUCAAAUUCCUGCAAUCCAGUUAACUGAGGAAAAAGUAAGAACCUUAUUGACUGGUGAAAAACUAGGAACCAUGCGUGGAUGUUGGAAGUUGGAUUCAAAAGCAAUGCCGGUUUGUUUAUUUAAUCGUAAAUGAAGAGUCAACACUGUCGGAUACAUGGUGAAGGUUCUUUAGGCUGCUUGUAAAUUUUGAGGUACAGGGUCUGUGUUCUUUUUGAUCUGCUGUUAAGAAUUACUAGUUGAUGUGUGUUGCCGUAUGCGGUUAAGCAAUUUUUUUUGUUUUCACACGCGGUAUGGGGAGAACCAUCUUCCGUCAGAAUGAGGUAUUGGCCUGCAUCUUCAUUUGUUUCACUGCAUGUCUUACUGAAAUAUUAUUAGCUUAGUGAUAUGUAAUCAUUCUACUGGUACUAGCAUAUGUAAAUGAUACUAUAUUCAUACUUUCUUACUUUAGAUUUUGCGUCAUCA
This is a messenger RNA of Papaver somniferum (opium poppy), 3759 nucleotides long. RefSeq lists its product as uncharacterized. Bases 312 to 2627 code for a protein of 771 amino acids. NCBI's taxonomy places the organism in Eukaryota, Viridiplantae, Streptophyta, Magnoliopsida, Ranunculales, Papaveraceae. The record is from RefSeq and is a predicted model, not a curated record. The transcript has 3 exons.